Molecule: messenger RNA, 1512 nt
Organism: Chenopodium quinoa (quinoa)
Lineage: Eukaryota; Viridiplantae; Streptophyta; Magnoliopsida; Caryophyllales; Amaranthaceae
Product: glutaredoxin-C5-like
Exons: 1
Coding region: 506-1156 (216 amino acids)
Source: RefSeq, a predicted model, not a curated record
AUGUGAAUGAGAAAAAUAACCAAAUACGAGUAUAAACUUGAUCAUAUACGAAGUACAUUUGAAUAAUGUUCUCAGAGUACAACAUUAACAAAAGAGUUUUGUCAAUCACAUAAUAACAUGUUAAACAACCAUUUUUAUUUUUUUUUAUACUUUUACUAUUGCUUUAUUUAUGUAGAUGGUUAAAAUCUUACUCAAAAUAUGGAAUCAAAUCUCGUCUAUAAAUCGUUUGAAAGUUUUAUUAUGAAAAAUUAAACAAGUGGACAAUUAUUUCUUGUUCUUUGUAAGGAUUGUCUAUUUGAUCUACAAAAUUGGAUUGUUUUUAAAUUUACUAAUCAUUACUUUACGUUAUACAGAAUAUAAAUGAUAAUAUGAUCAUAUAAUGAAAUAUGGACAAAAAAAAUACACUAUUAUAAUCAAUUACUUACGUCAUCAAACUCAUAGAGUCAUAGUCACAUACUCACAUUUACCUUGUAUAUAUGUUCCCACGCCUAUAUAAAGGGCAUGCAUGCUCUCAUUCCAAAAACACAACCUCAUCACAUACACUUCAUCUCUCAGUAUACAUUCUCUCUUUCUCACCUUUGAAACAUAUAUUAACCUAAAGUUCUUACUUCAAGCAUUAUUUGCGCAAAAUAAAAUUCUAAUUAAUCAUUUAUUUCAUUCCAAAUUCCUCUACUUUUCACUACUACUUAAACCCUCAAAAAAAGAAAAGAAAAAAAAAAUGCAAUACCAUUUACAAGAACCAUCCUCAUCAUCAUCGUCGUCAUCAUCAUGGGGAUACUCAUACUACAUAGGAGUACCAUCCAUGAACAUGAUGAACAUUCGAGAAGCGGCCGACCCGCUCGAGAAAGUGGCAAGGCUAGCAUCCGAGAGUGCGGUGGUAAUAUUCAGCGUGAGCACCUGUUGUAUGUGUCAUGCGGUCAAGCGGCUGUUUUGUGGUAUGGGUGUUAAUCCAACGGUGUAUGAACUCGACGAAGAUCCAAGAGGAAGAGAAAUGGAGAAGGCUUUGAUUAGACUGCUUGGUAAUAAUUAUUCACCACCUGUUCCUGUUGUUUUUAUUGGUGGUAAACUUGUUGGUGCUAUGGAUAGAGUCAUGGCUUCCCAUAUUAAUGGCUCUCUUGUUCCUCUCCUCAAGGAAGCCGGUGCUCUUUGGCUUUGAACUAUAUUCGAUCGAUCAAUAAUAAACUAAUUAAGCUAGGUUGCGGGUUGGUUUCUUAUAAGCCAAACUCGAAUAGUUAACGAGCAAGUUCUUUAUAUUAGUUGAGAACUCGUAGUUUAAGGAUAGACUAAUUAAACUCGUUAUCAUCUCUAUUCAUAAAUUUCAGUAUGAAUAAUUGUAGUAAUAUGACUUGUAUCUAAUGACUAGACUAGCUGGUGGUAGGAAAUUGCAUUGCACACAAUUUUGGAAGCAUGACACCGGUGUGUUGUGUGUGUGUUAAUAUAAUUAUGAUUAUAAUUGUAAUUGAACGACUCAAGAUGAUUUAUGUAAUUUGUAGUAAACUGUGAAAUGAAAGA